This is a messenger RNA of Photinus pyralis (common eastern firefly), 432 nucleotides long. RefSeq lists its product as uncharacterized. Bases 19 to 432 code for a protein of 137 amino acids. The record is from RefSeq and is a predicted model, not a curated record. Gene Ontology annotation, molecular function: nucleic acid binding. NCBI's taxonomy places the organism in Eukaryota, Metazoa, Arthropoda, Insecta, Coleoptera, Lampyridae. The transcript is spliced from 2 exons.
GUUGAGCAGAUUCCAACAAUGUCAUGGCGAAAAGAACACAUUAUGAACUGGCUUAUGGAGAAAGAAGUGCCCAUCGAGGACAACAUGUUGAAACGAGAUUUACUUGCUGCAGUAGCUGAAGUGAAGCCUCGAUACGACAAGCACAAACUUGAUGUUACAGCACAAGAAAGAGGUCAUGAGAUUCUUCGUUUGCCACCAUAUCAUUGCGAAUUACAUCCCAUUGAAAUGGUAAAGAACAUGCAAGAGUUAAUCAAACUUGGUUAUGAAAAAGUCACGAUUGAAAACUGGCAACAUUAUAUAAAUCACGUAAAGGGCAUUGAAAACAACAUGUGGAUAGCAGAUAAUCUUCAAGACGAUAUUCAAGCUUUUGUAAUUAACGUUACGGAAUCUUCUUCAGAUGAUGAUCCAGAAUACGAGUCCAGUGACAACUGA